This is a messenger RNA of Cimex lectularius (bed bug), 980 nucleotides long. It is a transcript of the gene MED18, whose product is annotated as mediator of RNA polymerase II transcription subunit 18. The coding region runs from base 236 to 934 and encodes 232 amino acids. Gene Ontology annotation, molecular function: transcription coregulator activity. NCBI's taxonomy places the organism in Eukaryota, Metazoa, Arthropoda, Insecta, Hemiptera, Cimicidae. Gene Ontology annotation, biological process: regulation of transcription by RNA polymerase II; termination of RNA polymerase II transcription. The record is from RefSeq and is a predicted model, not a curated record. The transcript is spliced from 5 exons. Gene Ontology annotation, cellular component: mediator complex; core mediator complex.
UAAACAACAACUGCCCAGUCGUUGACGCUUCGUCCGUCCGUCGUCUCGUCUCGUGUGCCCGCUCUGCGGCUCGCACUACACACUACGGCACUACCCAGUACCCAAUGAACCCAUUGGGUUGAAAUUGAACCCAGUGCCAGUACCCGAUCGACGAACCAACGCUCAGCCACUGAAACAAUCGGGAAAUGAGCCGGCGGAGUUAAGAAACGACAUCUCGUCUCAAACUGACUGAAAAAUGGAAAAGGGUGACUGGGGAAGUAUGCAGCCUGUUAGUACCGCUAUGGACAACCUUUCCUCGGCAAUCAAGUCCAACAUAAUCCCUAACCAGGAGUACCUACUGCAAGGAAGCGUACUUGACACCGCUGUAGAAGUCUUGCUUCAUAGGUUGAGAGGGCUGUGUGACAAUGUCGACACUGGCCCUGAGACCUUCCAUGAUCAUGAGAUGUGUUUCAGCAUAAUGAAUUUAGACGCAGGCGCAUCGCCUCAACCACUAGUCUUAAGAGUGAGAAGAGCGAUCGAUUUUCCAGAGCUGCCCUGGCAACUUAGAUACAUAGGCCAGCCAGAAGGAACUGGUGACAAGUCUCGUCCAACUAUUGUGAGAAGCAGCAUAGAUAUAGGGACGAGCUCGACCGUUGUGGAAUUCCUUACGGAAAUGGGCUGUAGAAUGGACUUCGAAUAUGUCGCGCGUGGCUACAUGUUUCGAAAAGGAAGAAUGAAAAUUACAGUUUCAAAAAUAUUUAAGAUGGGACAAGGCAAGCCGCCAGAGAGUUACGAAGCCAUAUCGCAGUCUUACUUAGUGGAGCUGAGCGUGCUCGCACCCAGUGGGCAAGAUGCGAUAGCAGAAGAUAUGAGGAGUUUCGCCGAGCAACUUCGGCCGUUGGUCCUUCUUGAGAAAGUUGACUACAAGCGGCUGCCUAUGUCAUUAGGGCCUUAGUUGUAAAUGUUUGUAAAUAAUGUAAAUAAAAGCUGUAAACUUCUAA